Sipha flava (yellow sugarcane aphid) is the source of this 2094-nucleotide messenger RNA. It is a transcript of the gene Bx42, whose product is annotated as SNW domain-containing protein 1. The record is from RefSeq and is a predicted model, not a curated record. The transcript has 5 exons. Lineage: Eukaryota; Metazoa; Arthropoda; Insecta; Hemiptera; Aphididae. Gene Ontology annotation, cellular component: spliceosomal complex. Gene Ontology annotation, biological process: mRNA splicing, via spliceosome. Bases 298 to 1911 code for a protein of 537 amino acids.
ACUACGGACAAUACAUCAAUGGCCGCGUUCGCUCCAAUCCGCUAAUCGAUUGUGUGAAUGAUAACUCUGCGUGUCCACGAGAUUAUUUCACUUGGUCCAAAUUCACCUACUUCUUGUUAGAUCGCAACUUCAGACGCGUUCGUAACACACCACCGUUUGUCCGUCGUAUGUGUAUCCCGUGAACGUCGUUUUCCGCUUCCAAGCCACCGCAUUGGACGCCAUUACACAUUUGAACGCAGUCACGAUCCGCGACCGUUGCCAUCAUUCAAUAUCGUGUUCUGCCGUAAUAGCCGUGCAAUGUCUCUGUUCAGCGUAUUGCCAGCGCCAACACAGUUUCUUCGAGAUUUAGAAGAAGAUGAUGAUGACUUUACAAAUGCCAUCCUUAACGAGAAAUCAAAUGCUACUGAAGUGUAUGUUGAUAAAAUACCACCUUAUGGUCAUCGUAAUGGAUGGGUACCACGGACUGUUGAGGAUUAUGGGGAUGGUGGCGCAUUUCCAGAAAUUCAAGUUGCUCAGUAUCCAUUGCAUAUGGGGAAAGAAAAUAAAGAAUCCGAAUCUAAUGCAUUAGCAUUACAAUUAACAUCUGAUGGCAAAGUGAAGUAUGAUGUGAUUGCUCGGCAAGGUCACAGAAAAGAUAAAGUGAUAUAUUCAAAAUUAUCUGAUAUGCUACCAACUGAGGUGAUCAACGAAGAUGAUCCAUUGCUACAAAAACCAAAUUCGGAAGAAGUUGCAGAGAUAACUGAUAAAACCAGAGCUGCGCUAGAAAAAAUAACUAGUUCCAAAGUAUCAGCUGCAUUGCCUGUACGAGCUGCGGACAAACUGGCUCCUGUUCAAUGGUUUCGAUAUACUCCUUCAGAACAAGGAAAAGAAUAUAAUUCUGGUUCAAAGCAACGUGUUGUAAGAUUAGUCGAAGCACAAAAAGAUCCCAUGGAACCACCCAAGUUCAAAAUUAACAAGAAAAUUCCAAGAGGUCCUCCAUCACCACCAGCUCCUUUAAUGCACUCGCCUACUAGGAAAACAACUGUGAAAGAACAAAAAGAAUGGAAAAUUCCUCCAUGUAUAUCUAACUGGAAAAAUUCUAAAGGUUAUACAAUUCCUUUAGAUAAACGUUUAGCUGCUGAUGGUCGUGGCUUACAACAAAAUCAUAUUAAUGAAAAGUUUGCAAAAUUAGCUGAAUCAUUAUACAUAGCAGAUCGUAAAGCUAGAGAAGCUGUUGAAAUGAGAGCACAAUUAGAAAAGAAAAUGGCUCAGAAAGAAAAAGAAAAGAAGGAAGACCAUCUGAGAGCAAUGGCUCAAAAAGCAAGGGAAGAAAGAGCUGGUAUAAGAUUACCAAGUGCCAAAAAUGAUGAAUCACGUGAACGUGAUCAAUUGCGUUUAGAACGCCAAAAAGAAAGAGCACGUGAUCGCAAUCUUGCUCGAAAUGCAGACAAUCGCAAGACCAAAGUAAUGAGAGAUCGAGAUAUAAGUGAACAAAUUGCUCUUGGACUACCUGCUAUCUCUAGGAAAACAGGAGAAACCCAAUACGAUCAAAGAUUACUUAACACAACGUCUGGUAUGGAUACUGGUUUUGGAGAUGAUGAAGAGUAUAAUGUUUAUGAUAAGGCUUGGCGUGGAAACAGUUCUUUGGCUCAACACAUUUAUCGUCCAUCAGCCAAUAUUGAUAACGAUGUUUAUGGAGGAGAUUUGGAAAAAAUUGUUAAAACUAACAGAUUUGUACCAAAUAAAGAAUUUAGUGGUACUGAUCGUGAUCCUAAAGCUGGUGGUCGAUCUGGUCCAGUUCAGUUUGAAAAACAUCAGCAAGAAGAAGAUCCAUUCGGUUUGGAUCAAUUUUUGACACAGGCUAAGCAUGCGUCGAAAAGAUUACAAUCCCAACAACAACCCGAACGUGAAAAACGUCACAGAAGAGAAUAACUCAGUUAUUCAUGAUUUGAUUUUUAAAGGCUACUCCAUUAAUCACUAGAAUUAUUUUUAUUAUGUUCAAAUUAUGUGUUAGUAUACAUUAUAUUUGUUAUGUAAUAAAAACUACAACUCAUAAAUAUGUGUCUUAAAAAUAGUUUAUUUUUAAAUUAUGAAAUGCACUUUUUUCAAACAUUA